UUUUAAUAAAUAAUAGAAAAAUUUAGUAUAAAAAAUAUUAAAAGGAAAAUUAAAUACAAUGUCUGCAGCAGCUUCAGCAUUUUCCAGUUCAGAAACUGAAGCACUAGAAAGGGAAACAGAAAUAGCAGAUGGGACUGAAGUAACUUUUCAACAAAUAUGGAGUGACGAACAGAGUAAAAAUUGCAUAGAAUGGAUUUGCAAAAAUGGUUACAAAAGAGUUUGCUUGCAAUUUCCUGAUAGUUACUUAAAGCACAGCGAUGCUAUAUCCACACAUAUUAAGAGAGCAGUUUCCACUUCUCUUGAGGGUGACAAAGAUUUCAAAGUCUUCAUAUUGGCCGACACAUCUUAUGGAAGUUGUUGUGUGGACGAGAUUGCCGCUGCACAUGUUGAUGCCGAUAGUAUGGUACACUUUGGCAAUGCAUGUCGCAGUAAAGUAUCACGACUACCAGUAUAUUAUUCUUUCCCUCAAUUUGGACUUGAUUUGCAAAAGCUUUAUGAUUAUUUAGCACUAUUUGGGAAAAGUGCAAAAGACCAAGUAGUAACCAUUUAUUUAGAUAUUGGUUACCAUCACCUUUUCGAGGAAACCCAAGAUGAUUUCCUUAAUAUUUUAAAGACUUUUGAAGCAAAAGAAGUGCUAAUUGUUUGUUAUUGUGGCAAUAAAUUUGGUAAACUCUUAGAAUCUGGUGAAAUUUCUAUAAUGGUUGAUGAUUAUGGCAAACAUGUCAAUGAAUUAGAUGACACGCGCUUGUGUUUGUUUGUUGGCAGCGAUAAUCAACGAUUUUUCAAUUUAUCUCUGAGUUCUAAGGCUGCUAAAUGGUUUAUAUAUGAUGCAUCUUCCGGGAGUGGCAGUGAAAAAAAUCCCUUAACAGCCAACUACAUUCGCCGUCGUUACUACUAUAUUGAAAAAUGUAAGGAUGCCGUAACUUUGGGCCUAAUAGUGGCUACACUUACAGCUGAUGGUUAUUUAGAUGUGGUGAAACGUUUACAAAUGAUGGCAAAAUCUCGUGGCAUAAAAACGCAGAUUAUUUCGGUUGGUCGCAUUAAUCCUGCCAAAUUAGCCAAUUUCUUAGAAAUUGAUUGUUUUGUACUGAUUGGCUGUGCAUUUAAUAACAUGUUUGAAUCAAAAGAAUUCUAUAAACCAGUGGUAUCGGUUUUUGAAGCUGAAAUGGCUUUAAAUCCCGCAUGGCACAUGCGUUAUCCUGAAUCAUAUGUUAUGGAUUUCAAACAAUUGCUACCCGAAGGAAAAAGUUUUCUUGAAUUCAAUGCAAAUGAUAUAAAUCAAGAUGAUAUAAGUUUAUUGACUGGACGUUUACGUAAUUGUACAAACGGAGCAAAUGGCAACGACGUUGAGGUGGCCAACUUAUCAGCGCUGAGUGAACAACAGCAAGCUCUUGUAACACAGCCAAGAAUGGAUUUAAUGACCACAAAUACAGGCUUAACAUUCGAAGAUCGUACUUGGCAAGGUCUAGAUCCUGCCCUUGGCCAAACUGAACCAGCUAAACUGCAAAGAGGUCUUAGUGGAAUACCAAUUAAAUACUCUCAUGAUUAAAUAUGUUGGCAUUUUAUUUUAAAAGACUACAAAAUACAUACGAAUAUUUUCUACAA
Molecule: messenger RNA, 1605 nt
Organism: Calliphora vicina (urban bluebottle blowfly)
Lineage: Eukaryota; Metazoa; Arthropoda; Insecta; Diptera; Calliphoridae
Gene: Dph2
Product: Diphthamide biosynthesis 2
Exons: 3
Coding region: 59-1549 (496 amino acids)
Biological process (GO): protein histidyl modification to diphthamide
Molecular function (GO): 2-(3-amino-3-carboxypropyl)histidine synthase activity
Source: RefSeq, a predicted model, not a curated record